Messenger RNA from Fonsecaea pedrosoi CBS 271.37, 2781 nucleotides. RefSeq lists its product as uncharacterized. The transcript has a single exon. Lineage: Eukaryota; Fungi; Ascomycota; Eurotiomycetes; Chaetothyriales; Herpotrichiellaceae. The record is from RefSeq and is a predicted model, not a curated record. Bases 1 to 2781 code for a protein of 926 amino acids. Gene Ontology annotation, molecular function: DNA binding; zinc ion binding. Gene Ontology annotation, biological process: DNA-templated transcription.
AUGACCUCGCCGUCGACCAGCGACAUCAUACGCUCCGUGGAAGACGGCCAUCUCUCACGCUCAGCCUUACCCACCUUUUAUCGCACCGAAAUCAAUAAUACCCUUCCCGCUACUCCACAAAGCCGUUGGGCAUAUGUCGGUACAACGGUCUCAAAUCUGGCUCACUUAGUCAACGCCCGAACAACGCGCCCGGACUGCCUCCAUUACCCCUUUCCGCACUAUCGAUCGACGCUUCCGUGGAAGCCCUCCGCUUCGUCCUCUACCGCACGUGCUAUACCAGUGAUUCAACCACAGGAAAGCUCCAGCGCACAUGAACCACCACACUGGACAUUCACGACUCUGCCAGACCCAGACCUUGGCAUAUUACCUGUCAGCGAGAUUCGAGUCGAGCUGAUAGACGCAUAUUUCAAAUAUAUUCACCCAGGAUAUCCUGUGGUUCAGGAAGCAGACUUUCGCCGGCGUCUGAAAGCCAGCACGGGCAAAGGGGGUGGCACCGACGGCGGCACAGCUCUUACUCAAGAGCCCCCGGCUCUGUUGUUGAUACAAUGUGUCCUGCUUGCAGGUGCGCAUGUCUCCACUCAUCCCACCGUCCAAAACGCUCGGUCGUCCAUCAAAGAAGCUCUGUAUCGCCGUGUGCGCACAUUAUUCGACAUGCGUUACGAGAAUGACCGCUUGCUUUUGCUCCAGGCUGCGUUGAUCUUGACGUGGCAUGUCGACUCGGGGGACGACGUCUCGGCCAACGCGUGGUAUUGGUCAGGAAUUGCGAGCCGCAUCGCGCUCGGCUUAGGCUUGCACCGCCGCUUUGCAUCGAUGACUAUGCGUCGUCGCGGCCAGAGACGUAUGCGGACGAUGUGGUGGAUGGUGGUGCAGACCGAGAUUUUGUGUGCCCUGAACCAUGGCCGGCCGGUGAGCUUCGACUUGGACGACUGUGAUCAAACUCUGCUCACAGAAGACGAUCUACAUGAGGAAGAGGUCGACCCCGAUACGGGUGCUCUAAGAGCUGUCUGCACUGCAAACGUUGACUUUUGCCUGGCUAACACCUCGUUGUGCGUCCUAAUCUGGGAAAUGUUGAAGCUCCACUCCCCUGGAGUGAAGAGAAGACUCGGUGGGGAGGGUUCAAUGGGCAUGAGAGCAGCGAAGAUGAACCUGAACGCUCGAUUGGCCGCUUGGUGCAUGCAGUUGCCACCGAGCAUGGGUCAGCCGGGAAUGCCAGCUCAGGACACUUUUGCUGCUCAACUGCAUCUACACUACUACAUGGCGAUCAUUGCAUUGAAUCGAAGGACCAAGACUGAGCCAAUGGGACUGGAUCCAGGUUAUGGCCUCACCUCGGACUCUCCCGGCGUUGCCUGGGCUCAGCAGGCCUCCGGCCCAUGUGAAGGUGCUGCUCAGGCGAGCACCCAGAUGCCCAGAGACGAUAUCGAGUCACAGCAAUGCUCUUCUCUCUGCCACACCUCUGCAGUUAGCAUCGUCUCUAUUUUGACCCACAUGGUCGAUAUGGGAUGGAUCAAGAGCUGUUGGCUUAGUACCAUGACAUCGAUCCUAGCCGCGGCGGUCCAUUUCAGCUACGAAAUUCGGUCGGCGACUCUAGGGGAACGAGGCGCCAACGGAGAAACAAACACGGAUCCUGCUUUGAGUGUGACACGCCACAGCCUGUCUCCGUUUCCGUCAACGCAGAGGUCGCCUUUUAGUCUCUUGGUCGCCCUAGGGUCUCUGGAUAGGCUGCAAAUGCUGGUUACUAUCUCGACCACGCUCAUCCCCUACUGGUCAUCUGCUGAAGGGCUGAGCCAGCUGCUCGAAACAAUCUCGGCGGAAUUAAAAGGGAUGAUCACGUUUGUAACCGGGCGCAAGGACAGGAAAGACACCAGCGCAGCCGACCGAAACACAGCAAAGAGAACCAGUGACGCUGUGGUCGAACAAAACGGCAACCCUUCCUUCACAGUAUCUGCCGGCACCCAUCAGACACCAGAUCCCAAAGGUCAGGUGCACCACAGGCAAUCGAAUGCUCCACUCAGUCAACAAGCAGAUGUCCCGGAACAGUCACACAAAUCACAGCGAACAUCCUACAUGUCCACUCCCGGGACCGCGACAAGAAACGACGAAGAGAGUCUUGAUUCUGACGCACUUAGACGCCACUCCACGUAUGCUACCGCUCGACAAGGCGAUUCAGAUUACGCUGACUCAAGUGUGUAUACUCACAUUAGUCGCAAAAACACUGCCGGCACGAGAGAGACAGCCUCAUUUGACCAGGCACCCGAUAUCUGGGAGCCACUUCCUGGAAACAGGACAACUCAACCGCAGGCUUCCAAUCCCGGGGCGGCUCUGACUUUUGACGACGACGCCCGCGACCCGCCAUAUUCUACGUCGGACACCCUACACGGAGACAGCAGCCGUGGAGCCAACAAUGUCGGCUCAAGAAACACGAUUCCAUUUCCCCCUCAUUCAGCACAGUCUUCCGCUUUUUCCUCCGCACCCGUGGGCGCCGAAACUCGCGGUCGAUCGGUUGACUACUCCUCCGGGCACCCGGCUCAGAGCUUUCCCACGUCGGGAUACUCUGGGUAUAACGUCGCUCAGGCGAUGCAGCCGCCGUCACGACAGGUAGAUACCGUGGCAGCGAGCGCCGCGGGGGGGAAUUGGGAGCUUCAAAUUGACGAUCUGCUGAGAUACAUGACCGACCCGGGCGCCAUGACUGACGCUGCGUCUGCCCAUGCCUACAACGCAGCCAACAUGCGGGAAAGGCAUGGAGACGCGAACAUGGGCGAAUACAUGGGUCCUUAUCAAUAG